This is a messenger RNA of Scomber japonicus (chub mackerel), 2900 nucleotides long. It is a transcript of the gene lmbrd2a, whose product is annotated as LMBR1 domain containing 2a. Gene Ontology annotation, biological process: adrenergic receptor signaling pathway. The record is from RefSeq and is a predicted model, not a curated record. Bases 165 to 2225 code for a protein of 686 amino acids. Gene Ontology annotation, cellular component: membrane. Lineage: Eukaryota; Metazoa; Chordata; Actinopteri; Scombriformes; Scombridae. The transcript has 18 exons.
ACGCAAUGUCGUUUCAAAGGUUGUGUACAGUUGGCUUGACGUCUGAGGAACAUGAUGUGACUAAAUGUAGACUUGUUUACCUGUUUUACAAGCUUGAGCCAGAGAGAAGAAAAUAAAAAGUCUGUCACCAUGAGUCCCUGACGUCUGCCUGUUCAGUCAUCACUAUGAGUGGUGCUGCGCUGGCUGUCGUGGUUGUAGUCGUCUUCCUUUUGGCCCUCUACCUCCUCCAGCGCUAUGGAGAUUUGCGGGGGCAGCAGCGGAUGGUCCUCUUAGGGACGUUGCUGUCCUGGUAUCUCUGCUUCCUCAUUGUCUUCAUCCUGCCACUCGAUGUCAGCACGACUAUCUACAAGCAAUGUGUUCUUGACAAUGAACACCACCCGACUUCUUUAACUCCAGCAAGACACACUAAUAAGACAGGAGCCAGCUCAUCUCUUUAUCCAACUGUAAGUGUACCAAAGGUGUGUGAGGAGCCCUGGAGUUAUAUACCAGAAGGUGUCCUACCAGUGCUCUGGAGAGUUGUAUAUUGGACUUCUCAGUUUCUUACUUGGAUGCUGUUGCCCUUCAUGCAGUCUUAUGCACGAUCAGGAGCUUUCUCCAGAGUUGGGAAGAUUAAAACAGCUCUCAUUGAAAAUGCAAUCUACUAUGGUACCUACCUCCUUAUAUUUAUCUCUCUACUCAUCUACGUGGCUGCUCACCCCAAAUGGCAACUCACAUGGACAGAGCUCCAGACAAUCGGCAUUACAGCUGCCAACACCUGGGGCCUCUUCCUUCUAGUGCUGUUGCUAGGCUACGGCUUGGUGGAAAUCCCACGUUCCUAUUGGCUCUCAUCUUGCCAUGGUUACCUGCUGACCAAGACCUACUUCAAGGCAGCAAAAAUGGCCACUGAGAAGGCAGAGGCUGAGGAGAACUUAGCAGAUGUUAUGGAGGAAGUGGCAGCUGUCCAUGCAUCUGUCAGAUACAACCACACACUCAGGAAAUGUGUGGACACUAUUUUGACAAAGUGUCCCACUGAGUACCAAAAUCAGAUGGGGAGUGAUGUGGAAAGCUCUUGCGGUGAACAGAAUAUCAUUCUCACCAAAAGAAGUCUAGUUAACCUUCAUAAAAAAGUGAUUUCUGCAGUGCAGAGGCAUGGUCAGACCCAGGUUCAGUGGUGGAUUUUAUUAGACCAGGCUUUUCAUCUUGAAGACGUAGCUAAGUGCCAGAGCAGCCCAACACGACACUUCAUCCACAGCUCCUCUUCACAACACCAUGGCUGGAUCCAUAGCUGCAUCUACACUCCUACAGUAGAAUGGUACUGGGAGUGUAUGUUCAGGCGGGGCUUCUACAAGCUGCUGGCAGUCCUCCUGGGUCUCCUCUCUGCAGUAGUGGUCUGGUCCGAGUGCACUUUCUUCAGCACGCACCCAGUCUUGUCCCUUUUUGCUGUCUUUAUUCAGAUGGCUGAAAAACAAUACAACUACAUUUGUAUAGAGAUGGCGUGCUUUGUCAGUAUCCUCUUCCUAUGUGUAUGUGUCUACUCCACAGUGUUCAGGAUACGAGUUUUCAACUACUACUACCUGGUGCCACAUCACCAAACUGAUGCUUACAGCCUGCAGUUCAGCGGCAUGCUGUUUUGUCGUCUGACUCCUCCCCUGUGCCUUAACUUUCUGGGCCUGAUUCACAUGGACUCCGCCAUUUCACACCAGGAUAGAAUACAGACAUCCUACACAUCUAUCAUGGGCUCUAUGCAUCUGCUGUCUUUUAUAUCUGAUGGGUUCUACAUUUAUUAUCCCAUGCUAAUAUUGCUGCUCUGCUUUGCCACUUUUUACAAUCUAGGCUCUCGCUGUUUGAACCUUGUGGGCUUCCAUCAGUACAUUACUGACGAUGACUUGACAUCUGACCUUGUGGAUGAAGGAAAGGAACUCAUUAGAAGAGAAAGAAGGAAACGACAGAAAACUGAGGAUGCAGCAACUCAAAGAUGGGCUUGGAGGGAGAGAUAUGGAGCCCAGGGAACUGGUGGGCGGACCAGAGGCGGUUACACCGAGUUAAAGGGCAACCAGAACAGCCCUGUCACAGAGAUCAGAAGAAAUGGUUUCACGGUCACUAGAAGAGAUAGAGACACAGAGGAUCAGCAGACAGCUUUACUGCAAGAUGAUUCCAGUGAUGAAGGUUCACCAAAUAAAAGAUGCACAGGAGGACGUUACCUGUCUCUGUCACCCUCUCAAACUGGAAUCUUUGAUGAUGUUUAACAUACAGAAGAAGAGGACGCAAAGCAAGGACUAUAUCCUCUUGAGCAAAGUCUGAAAGAAUCCCAAAAAUAUCUCAGGAAAUAAAGAGGAUGAUGAGAUAUUUCAAACAUGGACAUAUAUCAGCGAAUGGUUGAGAGUGAAAAUGGUAACUCUUUAUAUCCCAGCUGAUUUCUGUACGGGGUUUAUAUAGGGAUCAGUAACUGUAAAGGGAGGUUUGUUGUCCAAAGCCUCGACCUAUUUGUACACAGCCACCUCUUUUGAAAUGUGUUAUUAUACUAUUUUUUGAGCAGUUGUUUGGUUUAUUAGCAACAUAUUUAUGCGCCCACAGUAGCACACGUGACAUAUGUGAAAUUCUGGUGUUCUCUUGUUGUCUGACAUACAUUUCAUCUUUAAAUUAAAUAGAUCACUGUGCCUGAAAGAAAAACAAAAUUAAAACAGUUUAUGUACUCAAAGGGAAUAUACAUCAACAAGCUGUUGUCUGACUUGUUUCUUGUGGGACAUUUUGUGUUUUGGACUUUGAAUUAUAUUGACUCAACAAUGUGAUUUUCUUUUUUGUAAUGUAGCUUAUAGUACAGCAGAUAUUUUUUUCAAGAGUGUACAGUUGUGUGUCAACCAUGAUAAUUCAUUAAAAUGUCAUAAUUUUACCCAUUCAAUUUAUCUUCUGUUGGACUAUAA